UAACCUUAAAUAUUACUGGCAGUUUGUUUUUGUUUUAGUACAUUAUUUGUAAUGUCUGCUGUAAAUAUUCUAACAUUGUCACCCAAACCGGGUUCAGUUCUAGUCAACAAUGUAACCCUGGCUGCCGGAAUUACACUCAAAAAUCGACAACUUUUACGCAAUGUGAGGUACUGGCAUAAGUUUACUGUGAGUAAUACAGAUGGAUUAAGUAGAAAUGAAAUUCUAAAAGCAAUACUGGAUCACGUCCAUCCCUUAGAUUUAAUUCCAGUAUUUUUUGUUAAAGAAAAUACUAGUUCAAAUUCAUAUUUUUUGGCCCGAAAUUGUGAGGCCGCUAUUGAUAAACUAUGCAAUGAUAAUUUAAUAGUGGAUCAUCCCUGGAAUAAAAAUAGUGCCAACAAGAAACACACACCUUUUAAGCUGAGUAUUUUGUUAAACUUCUCUACUACUAACGAAAUUAAAAUUGAUGUACAAAAAAACGUUAUGAUGGUGCUAUCAAAACGCUAUGAUAAUUCAACAAAAACAUUGGACUGUGAAAAAUUUUAUGAUGAUCCAGAUUUAAAUGAAUUUUGCCCAUUGUCACAGCCAAAAAUUAUGUACUUUGUUUUACAUUUGGCAAAAACUUUGAAUCCAGAAGAGAUCAUUUUAGCUGAUAAUGGUAUAAAAGUUUUAAAUCCACUAGAAGUAUUGGUAACUGCAAAGGUUCAUUCUUUAGAUUUGAGUAAUAAUUUGAUUUCUUCUGUAAGUGAGCUUGGCUAUAUAAGAAAUUUUCACUUAAACAAUUUAAAUUUGAGUGGUAAUCCAUUUUGUCUGGAAUUUGAUGAGCAACAGUAUAUUUCGACCAUCCGGAUAUACUCUCCAAAUUUGGAAGUGCUUGAUGGAUUACUACUAAGUUAUGGCAAAUUACCACUUCUUAGACGAAACUUCAUAUGCGAUGAUUCUGGUAUAGACCUGGCAAAUCAAUUUGUGGAGUACUAUUUCACAGUUUAUGAUUCUAGAAGUAAAUUGGGUCUUGAAAACAUUUACGACAAGAACGCAAUGUUUUCACUAACCAGCACCUACCAUCCUAACCAAUUAUCAUCAAAAACAGCCCAGUUGAAAACAUACAACGUAUUUUCGAGAAACUUAAUGAAGUGUGCGGAUUUGUCAAGGACCAGUCAGUUUUUGUACAUGAGCAGGGAAAAAAUUGUUGACUUUUUUAUAAAAAGCCUUCCACACACUGAACAUGACCCUUACACAUUUAGUGUGGACUUGAUGAUAAAAAGUUAUAAUCUAGCAAUAAUUGUGGUUUCGGGUGUAUUCCAUGAGUUACCGACCUAUCCAGAUGAUCGAUUCUUAGGUUUUACUAGACAAUUUGUUCUUGCGUUAACCCCUGAAGGAGGUUGCUCCAUAAUUAACGAGCAGAUGCACAUUCACAAUGCAUUUUCAAACCAAGUGAAUGUCUCGCUUCAACACUUUAAGGAGUCAUUGGUACCCUUAAACAAAGACGUCAUACCCAGAGCUCGAAACAAAAAAGAUUUUAGGGAUUGUAUCGUUACUUUGAUGGCACUUACGAACCUCAAGAAAGAUUGGGCAUUAAAGUGUUUAGAAGAAGGUAAGUUUGAAUUGAAAAAAUCAUUGGAAUUGUUUGUACAGUUGUAUAAAGCAGAUAAAAUUCCUAUAGACGCUUUUGAAGAGAAAAACUAAUAGUAAGAUGGGAUAGUUUAAAAAUCAUUAUUUUU
This is a messenger RNA of Cylas formicarius (sweet potato weevil), 1718 nucleotides long. Its product is annotated as nuclear RNA export factor 1-like. The transcript is spliced from 9 exons. Bases 52 to 1683 code for a protein of 543 amino acids. Gene Ontology annotation, molecular function: RNA binding; protein binding. The record is from RefSeq and is a predicted model, not a curated record. Gene Ontology annotation, biological process: poly(A)+ mRNA export from nucleus. Gene Ontology annotation, cellular component: nucleus. NCBI's taxonomy places the organism in Eukaryota, Metazoa, Arthropoda, Insecta, Coleoptera, Brentidae.